AUGGCUUUCCGCGCUGCUGCUAGAAGAGUCGCCCUCGCCCGUCCCGCGGCUGCAGCCAGGGCGUUCCACUCGACGCCCCGCGCCUUCGUCAAGGUCGGCGACGCGAUCCCCGACUUGCCGGUGCUGGUCGAGAACUCGCCGGGCAACAAGGUCAACCUGGCCGAGGAGUUUUCCAAGGUCAAGAACGGGCUCAUCAUUGGUGUUCCCGCGGCCUUCUCGCCCGCCUGCUCGGCCACUCACGUCCCGUCGUACAUUAACCACCCGAAGCUGAAGGAGGCCGGCUCCGUGUUUGUUGUGUCGGUUAACGACCCCUUCGUGAUGAAGGCGUGGGGUGAGCAGUUGGACCCUGCGAGCCAGACGGGCAUCCGGUUCUUGGGUGACCCGACCGCCGAGUUCACCAAGCAGCUUGAGCUCGACUUCGAUAGCGUCGCCAUCUUUGGCGACACCCGCGGCAAGAGAUACACUCUUGUCGUCGAGGACGGCAAGGUCAAGGAGGCUCACGUCGAGCCCGACAACAUUGGAACCAAAGUUUCUCUGGCCGAUACGGUCCUUGCUUAA
Molecule: messenger RNA, 558 nt
Organism: Colletotrichum aenigma
Lineage: Eukaryota; Fungi; Ascomycota; Sordariomycetes; Glomerellales; Glomerellaceae
Product: Peroxiredoxin-5
Exons: 4
Coding region: 1-558 (185 amino acids)
Biological process (GO): cellular response to oxidative stress; hydrogen peroxide catabolic process; cell redox homeostasis
Cellular component (GO): peroxisome; cytosol; mitochondrion
Molecular function (GO): thioredoxin peroxidase activity
Source: RefSeq, a predicted model, not a curated record